This is a messenger RNA of Eremothecium sinecaudum, 390 nucleotides long. RefSeq names its product U2-type spliceosomal complex subunit CWC21 (gene CWC21). The transcript has a single exon. Lineage: Eukaryota; Fungi; Ascomycota; Saccharomycetes; Saccharomycetales; Saccharomycetaceae. The record is from RefSeq and is a predicted model, not a curated record. The coding region runs from base 1 to 390 and encodes 129 amino acids.
AUGUCAUACAAUGGAAUUGGUCUUAAAACGGCUAAAGGUUCAUCAACUUCCGGGUACGUAGUAAAGUCGCUGGCUGACAACAAUGAAAAGAGAGAUGCGAAAAAUUAUCAAUCGAGGCAAUACAGGAACACUAAGGAACAAACGAGUGUCGGCACUAAGGUGACCAACGUGCGCAAUGUUGAUAACAGUAUAUCGCAAAGAAAUAGCAAGCGAGAAGUGGAAGUAAAAGUCAGUGAGUUGCGAGACCGACUAGAAGACGAAGGAAAUGACGACGAAGAUGUCAUUGACGUCAAAUGCAAUGAGCUACGUAGUAAGCUUUUAUCACAAAUGAACGAAAGUCAGCAGAUAUCAAACGCCUACAUUCCUCGAAGUCAACGCGAUAGCAAGUAG